Messenger RNA from Gekko japonicus, 2907 nucleotides. RefSeq names its product UDP-GlcNAc:betaGal beta-1,3-N-acetylglucosaminyltransferase 9 (gene B3GNT9). Gene Ontology annotation, cellular component: membrane. The record is from RefSeq and is a predicted model, not a curated record. Gene Ontology annotation, molecular function: hexosyltransferase activity. The coding region runs from base 299 to 1426 and encodes 375 amino acids. The transcript has 2 exons. NCBI's taxonomy places the organism in Eukaryota, Metazoa, Chordata, Lepidosauria, Squamata, Gekkonidae.
AGCCACAUUUGCCUGUGAUCCUGCGCGCGGAAGGGGUGCACGGCUGCCCCUUCUGAAUGCUCUCUAGAACAAAAAGGGGAGCCACGGUUAUUUAACUCUGCAAGGCUUCCCUGGGCUAUAUGUUCAGAGGCUGAGGAAUGCCAGAACUAACUGAAUCCAGAUGUGCUUACUUGGCAGCCACCCGGCCAACCAUUACCGAAGGCAUACAGUAUUGAAACGAUUGCAUUGGAUAUGGAGGGGGCCAGCAGGCAGUUUCCCUAAUGCAAACUCUGAUGUUCCGUAGAGAUCGGUGGAAACAAUGAGAGUUCAACUCAAAGGUGAUGCAAUCUGCACACUGUUCCUGGUGGUAGCUCUUUGCACCAUGCUCUAUUCACAGCUGGGCCACACUUCCGUUAGAGAAGAAAAGGCGAACGGCCAGAGAAAGCCACCAGCAACUUCCCGGAUCUUCCCCAUUCCUGCAGCCCUCCAGCAACGGCUGAAUGCAGGAGCGACAGCAGCAAAGCCCAGAACUAUCUCAGAAGUGAAACGUGCCAAGGUGGAAAUCCAAGAGGACUUGACUACCACUCUGGCACCCUUGACACAUUCUGCUUUUGAUUUUAAGGGUUACCUUAGAAACAAAGAUAAUCGGAAGUUUGAACUCCUUGUUAAUCAGCCAAAGAAGUGCAGGACAAACCCAGGUGGCCCCUUCUUGCUCAUCGCCAUCAAAUCACUGGUGGAGGACUUCGACCGCCGUGAGGUUGUACGGAAAACUUGGGGGAGAGAAGGGCCCGUCAAUGGAGCACAGGUGCAAAGGGUUUUCCUCCUGGGGGUCCCAAAGAACAAGACAUCGCUGCCCAUGUGGGAGACUCUUGUCCGUCAAGAGAGCCAGAUGUACCGGGACGUCCUGUUGUGGGGCUUCCAGGACACUUUCUUCAACUUGACCUUGAAAGAGAUACAUUUCCUAAGCUGGGCGGAAGAGUUCUGCUCCAACGCCAAGUUCAUAUUCAAAGGCGAUGCCGAUGUUUUCGUUAAUGUGGAAAAUAUCGUCAACUUCCUGGAGAAGCAAGAUCCCUCUGAGGACCUCUUUGUUGGGGACAUCAUCUACAAUGCACAUCCUAUCCGAGUGCGGAAGAGCAAGUACUAUAUCCCAGAGUCUAUGUACGGGCUAGGCAUGUAUCCAGCCUAUGCAGGGGGUGGUGGGUUCUUACUGUCCUGCAGUACCAUGAAGAAACUCUCUCGGGCCUGUGGGGAGGUGGAGCUGUUCCCCAUUGACGAUGUCUUCUUGGGCAUGUGCCUGCAAAGGAUCAACCUGAAGCCCGUCAUGCACGAGGGAUUCAAGACUUUUGGCAUCACCAAGCCUUCUGCCGCCCCUCACUUGCAGACUUUUGAUCCCUGUUUUUACAAGGACCUCAUGGUAGUCCACAGCCUGAAGGUCGCUGAAAUCUAGCUGAUGUGGAACCUGCUCCACAACCCACGGCUCUCUUGCACCCAGAAGAAGCAAGUCAAGAAGGCUUUCAAAUGGAAGAUCAGAGCAAAACAGAAUGGGAAAGGUCAUGCUGCCUAAGGGACAGGUUCACACACAUGCAUGGACUGUCAUCACUUGAUGCAACCUCAAGUGAUGACUUGCAUGUGUGAAUGAUUCAUCGGGGGGGGGGACGACUAUCAUUAUAGAGUGUUCUUGUCAUCCACUGUCACAUCAAACACAAGAGUUUUCACCAGGCUUUAAUCAACAUGCACGAAGGAAUCAGACCUUAGCCCUGCAGAUGUGCGUGGGUUGUGCAAACAAGGAGAGAGGACAGGGUCGGGGAUUAGCACUACUGGAGAAAGUGAAGAAGAAUUAGGAUGCAUAAGCAAAGGGAGCUUUAUCCAGGAAGGGGGAUACAUUAGAAGCAGAGGUACAUUUGAAGGAAAGCUUUCUCAAGCAAAAUCAUUCAGACCCGAGACACAGGUAGAGAAACACCAGUUCUGCACUGUGGUUUCUUUUGCUGUGAUUUCCAGUGCCUGUCGAUGCUGACAUGCAUCAAUCUCCCAUCUAUUAUUGAAUCAUCUCCCCUGUUGUGUCAUGGAACUCAAGGCACCGUAUAUGGGGUUCCCGGGUCACUCAUCCAACCACUGACUACUCUCAGACCUGCUUGGCUUCUGCAAGGUAGCUGCAUCAUAAACCCGUGGAAUGUGCUGUGGGUCAAUCUCAGUUGCCCUGCAGUAGCUGAACCCAGAACAAGCUUAUCGUUGUCCACUUCGGGGAUUAUUGCUAAGAGGCACUGAUCUCCGAUGACCCAUGAUAGUGGCUUCAUGCCACUGUUUUGUCAGGUGACACUGCAACCAUCACAUCAGCAGGGUAUGCGAACUCAUGCUUGCCCCACUCCCAAGCAUACACAGUGCUUCUGCAAGCUGUGGCAUCCCUGCCACCCAAAACAUACAUUCUUUCAGAAAACCCUACAUCUACUCUGUAUAGCAAACCAGUAUUAUUUUCAUAUUGCAGCAUGAGAGAACAGAGGUUUAGCCAAGUACAAUGAUCCUCCAACAUGAUACCCGCCAUGGGCACUAAUGUGUUUUUGGGUGGCCACUCCCCUGUUUUAAAAAGCAUCUCUUCCCCAAAGCAGAGGGCUUUCUUCCAUCCCUGUGGAGCAGGAGCUGCUUCAGAAAAGCCCAGGAGGCAUCAUCUUUGUGCCUGCAGGGCAUUUGGAAAUAGGUGCCUCCAUCGUUGGAGGACUCUUUGCAUUGAAUCUCCCAACACUUUUUCCUCCAUGGCAACCAUUUUUGGUUGCCCCCCCCCUGUUUUCAAAACACCAAAUCUGUCCACAUGUUCAGCAAGGCCAGAUAUAUACAUUUCUUGGCCGGAGUGAGCUUUCUCAGCUCACAGCCAUUAUGCUGCAGUACCUCUCUGGAUAGAAAUUCUUGCAAGGAUAACCCCAUGAGCAGGAAAAC